This is a messenger RNA of Brassica napus (rape), 1287 nucleotides long. RefSeq lists its product as uncharacterized. Bases 1 to 1287 code for a protein of 428 amino acids. The record is from RefSeq and is a predicted model, not a curated record. NCBI's taxonomy places the organism in Eukaryota, Viridiplantae, Streptophyta, Magnoliopsida, Brassicales, Brassicaceae. The transcript is spliced from 3 exons.
AUGAAUAACAACAAAACGGAGCUGUUUAUCUCGGGGGUGGACCAAAGUGAAACCGCUGCUAUAACUAGCUAUGGUUUCCCUUAUGGUACUCUCCCUAUUAGAUAUCUUGGCUUCCCGUUGAUGAGCCGCAAGCUAAAAAUAUCUGAGUAUGCCCCUCUUAUGGUCAAGCUUAACAUGUCCUUUCAGUCUUGGUCGGCUAAACUUCUAUCUUUCGCCGGUAGAUUACAGUUGCUCAAGACCGUCAUCUUUGGAACGGUUACUUUCUGGACAUCGGCCUACAUUUUGCCAAAGGUUGUAUACGCCAAAUUGAGUCUCUCUGCUCCCGUUUCCUAUGGUCCUAUGUUUAAAGUUUAUUUGGCUGCUACUGUCAACACACCCUCUCUAUGGGUAGACUGGCACCAGAGUACGCACCUGACAGGGCAAUCUUUUUGGACAAUAAAUGCGGCUCCAACAGACUCUUGGGCUUGGCGGAAACUGUUGGACCUUCGGCCUCUAGCGCUUCGAUUCUGUAAAAGUCAGCUAGGGAACGGGAAGAACACUAGCUUUUGGCACGACGUCUGGACUCCGUUGGGCCAGCUAAGAAGCUUCAUUGGCGACGCAGGUCCAAGAUCCCUCCGAGUUAGAACAACCGCGAUGGUAGCUGACACAGUCACGAGAUCAAGAUGGAAUCUACCUCACCCCCGCUCGCAAAGGGAAGUUGACCUACAUGCUUACCUCACUACUAUUAAUUUGCCACUACCUGUUGAUGUCCUCAACAACGUGGAGGUACUGAGGCCGAGACAAGCUUCACAAAGCUGGGUGGACGUCGUAUGGUUCAAAGGAGCAAUUCCCAAGCAUAGUUUCAACAUGUGGGUCGCAAACUACGAUCGUUUACCAACACGUUCCAGGCUCGCAGCAUGGGGGCUACCUAUCACUUCAUCCUGCCCCUUCUGCUCCAACUUCGACGAAACCAGAGACCAUCUCCUACUCUCCUGUGAGUACAGCGUCACCAUAUGGAGGGAGAUCUUCAUCCGCUGCCAUCCACCUGCUUCGCCUUUUGCAAACUGGUCCGAAUUGCUUUCUUGGAUCAGAGUUGCCACAUCUUCAAAGCUAAAACUGCUAAGGAAGCUAGCGUCACAAACUAUGGUCUACCACGUGUGGAAACAGAGGAACAACCUGAUUCACAAUCAAACAUCAGUACCGGCUGCGACUGUGUUCCGAGGCAUCGACAGAGAGCUAAGGAACAUCAUCUCAGCAAGGAGACAUAGAAAGAGAUUUGAUCCUCUCAUGGUUAUGUGGCUGAGAUAG